This is a messenger RNA of Thalassophryne amazonica, 9373 nucleotides long. It is a transcript of the gene amot, whose product is annotated as angiomotin. The coding region runs from base 633 to 3803 and encodes 1056 amino acids. Gene Ontology annotation, biological process: regulation of cell migration; angiogenesis; actin cytoskeleton organization. The transcript has 15 exons. The record is from RefSeq and is a predicted model, not a curated record. Lineage: Eukaryota; Metazoa; Chordata; Actinopteri; Batrachoidiformes; Batrachoididae. Gene Ontology annotation, cellular component: plasma membrane; lamellipodium; bicellular tight junction. Gene Ontology annotation, molecular function: signaling receptor activity.
GACUUUUUCGGCGUCCGAGUACGGACCGGGACCUUUCUGCACUUCCUCACACCGCUUCUCUCCUCAUCAUUAAACAUGAAAUCCGCCGACAAGGACGAAGACUUUGUGUCCGAGAAGGAGCUGCUGUUCCCGGCGAAAGUACUGAGGAGAACAGGCCGGCAACUGCUGCGUUCACGACUGUAGGACCAGUUUCAGUGCAAAUCCAAGAUCCGCUUCAGACUCGCAGGAAAUGAAGCAAAUCUCAGAAAAGGAGGAGAAAUGAUGAAGAAGAGGGACGAAGAACCGGCAAACUGAACGCGUUCAGGGCCUCUGCAUUGUGGAUUGACAAAUUACAUCUUGGAUUGUUCAAAGGAUUUGCUGAGUCUGUAGAAAAGCCGGAACCUGAGGUUGAGUAACUGCUGCUGUCAGGUUACCACCCUUUACAAGUUCAUACCCAACAACACCAUCAGCCGCAUCCACCUCCUCACCCUCAUCCUCACCAAGUCCCACCUGAGCCUCACUGUGGACCUGCAACAGCACUGCAACAUGAGAAGCUGCUGAGGCCCCCCAAGAGAGCGCGGUGAGAGCAACCAUACAGCUGGCUGUGCAGAGGACGAGUCAGACAGAGGAGCUUUGGGGACGAACUGCAGGAAAUGGCAGUUGAAAUGUUUCGGAAAAAAUCGUCUUCCUCCUUGAGAAUGAGAAGAAUAACAGAAAGUGCUAGAUGGAGCAUAGACCGCGGGCGCAGUUUAUCUUUCCAUGAGGUACGUAGUCAGCGAGAGGCAGAGAUGAGAGCCGCAGCAGAAGAAUCGUCCAACAGCAGCAGCAGCGUAGGAGGUGGCGGCAGCACCACGGUCCUCCAGCGCCUCCUGCAGGAACAGAUGAGCCGGAAUUAUGUACUGCAACAGCAGCAGCAACAAAGUGGAGGAGGGGGUGGAGGACCAGGUGGAGGUGGUGGAGGAGGAAAUUAUGCAGGGCAGGUACAAGUAGGACCUGCUGAUGAUCACGCCAUGACUCCUCACAUUGCGCGGCAGGAGCCCCAAGGACAGGAGCUACAGACGGAUAACGGCCUAGAAAAACUAGGUUCUUCCCGAGUCGCAGGAGGUGGAGGGAGUAGUGGGGGUGGAGGGGGAGGAUUAGGAACAGGAGGAGGAGGAAGCAGUGGUGGAGGUGGUGGGAGCGGCCAAGGACAGGGCCUGAAUCCUGAGGAUCUCCCAACAUAUGAAGAGGCCAAAGUGCAGUCGCAGUACUUCCGCGGCCAUGGUCCUCCUCCACAGCCUCAGCAGCAGAAUGGCCAACCCCAGCAGCCUCCUCUGCCAGCAUCAGUAGGUGCAGCCUUCUACGUCACUGGGGUGACCAAUGCUAAGGUUCGCACGGAGGGGCGCCCAACGGUGCAGCGUGUGAGUGCAGCAGGCAAAGUGCACCAGGAUGAUGGUCUGAAGGAUCUGAAGCAAGGUCACGUACGGUCUCUCAGUGAAAGGCUCAUGCAGCUCUCCCUGGCUACGAGUGGCGUGAAGGCCCACGCUCCUGUUACCAGUGCCCCACUGUCCCCCCAGCUGCCACCGCCUGGACCCCCGGGUGACUACUACAAACCACAACAUCGAGGCCCGCCUCCAGACUACCCUUUUAAGGGCAUGGGCUCACCUUCCAAGCAGCAGGAUCCUGGAGGCCAUUUUUAUCAAGAGCAGAGAGGGAGGGAGCACUCAAGGGAGGUGCCCCAUGUCCGGUAUCAGCCCCCGCCCGAGUAUGGGUCAUUCAGGUCCAUUAAAGAUGCUUCAAUCCAUUCCCAGAGGCCUCUUCAUCAGCAUAGUCCAACCUCCUCUGUUACCUCCAUGGGUUCCUUAUCUCGUGCACAAUCCUCCACCCUCAGCAGCAUGCUCAGCGCCUCCCACGCCUCCCAUCCAUCCUUCCCUUACCAACACCUGCAGGGCCAGGGAGACUUCCUCCCCAGCAUGGGGCCACGUAGUCCACAGGCCCCUGGCUGCCAUCAAGCAGGAGACCUCUUUCCUCCUGGGUCCAUCCACCAACCACUGCAGAGGCUUCACGGUUUUCCUCACGACCCUUACGGCUCCACUCCCAGGAUGCACCAGCAGCAGCAGCAGCACCAUCAGUUGCAGCAGCAGCAACAGCAGUUCCAGUGUCCGCCACCUCCACAGCCACAGCCGCCUGUCCAGGCUGGCCUUUCCCCCCACCCACACUCCUACUCCCACCUGCAGGGGGAGUCUUUUGCCAUGAUGGCACGUGCACACCAGAUGGUGGAUGUGCUGACAGAGGAAAACAGGAUGCUGAGGCAGGAGAUGGAGACUUGCCGUGAAAAAGUCACCAAGUUGCAUAAGUUAGAAACUGAGAUCCAGCUGGUGUCGGAGGCCUACGAAAACCUCGCCAAGUCCUCGUCCAAGCGAGAGGCUCUGGAAAAAACCAUGAGGAACAAGCUGGAGCUAGAGGUGCGCAGGCUGCACGACUUCAACAGGGACCUACGGGAGCGAAUGGAGACGGCCAAUAAGCAGCUUGCUGCUAAAGAGUGUGAUGGCUCAGAAGACAACCGUAAGACCAUCUCACAGCUGCUGACACAGAACAAAGAGACGCUGCGAGAAAAGGAGAAGCUGGAGAUGGAGCUGAAUGCACUGCGAUCCACCACAGAAGACCAGAGGAGACACAUCGAGAUCAGGGACCAGGCACUCAACAAUGCCCAGGCCAAGGUCGUCAAGCUUGAAGAGGAGCUGAAGAAGAAGCAGGUGUAUGUGGAGAAGGUGGAGAGGAUGCAGCAGGCUCUGGCUCAGCUUCAGGCUGCCUGCGAGAAGAGAGAACAGCUGGAACAUCGGCUCCGUACACGGCUGGAGCGAGAGCUGGAGUCACUCCGCAUGCAGCAGCGUCAGGGAGGGUCACAGAGCAGCGGCGCCGUGCCAUCAGAGUACAACGCCACGGCCCUGAUGGAGCACCUGAGGGAGAAGGAGGAGCGGAUCCUGGCGCUGGAGGCUGACAUGACCAAGUGGGAGCAGAAGUACUUGGAGGAGAGCGUCAUGAGGCAGUUCGCCCUGGACGCUGCUGCUUCUGUUGCCACACAGAGGGAUACUUCGGCGGCAGCCAUAAGCCACUCCCCUACCAGCAGCUAUGACACAUCGGUGGAGGCUCGAAUUCAGAAGGAAGAAGAGGAGAUUCUCAUGGCUAAUCGGCGCUGUCUAGACAUGGAGAGCCGGAUAAAGAAUCUUCAUGCCCAGAUCAUAGAGAAGGAUGCUAUGAUCAAAGUGCUCCAUCAGCGCUCCAGGAAGGAGCCCAUCAAGUCGGACGCCCCAUCUGCCAUGAGGCCAUCCAAGUCCCUGAUGUCCAUCUCCAACACUGGUUCUGGUGGUUCAGGACUGCUCUCCCACAGUCUGGGACUCAGCAGUUCACCCAUCACAGAGGAACGCAAGGACACCAGCUGGAAGGGCAGCCUGGGGGUUCUGCUGGGUCCAGAAUUCCGGACAGACUCUCUGAGGACAGAGUCCAUUUCUUCAUCUCCCUCCCCGGUGCUUCCUUCCACCCCGAUGACGGCCGGACACUCAAAGACGGGCAGCAGGGACAGCUGCACGCAGACUGAGAAAGGCCAGAACCAGGACACCAGCAAACCCAGCACCCCGGCCCUACAGAGCAUGACACUGCCGGCCCGCCUGUCCAGUCCGAGUCCCGUCUACAUACCUGACCGCAUAGCAGAUGUGCCAGUGUUCCACAGCAGCACUCUGGAACGGAGGGUCCCCGUCCAGUCCCAUUCACAGCAACAGGCCCCUCCCCCUGCCCCACCCACCCAGCAGGAAGUGGACAGCGACAUGGUGGAGAUCCUCAUUUGAAGUCACGUGUUUCAGCCAAACAAAAUCAACAUCAAGCAGAGCUGAAGGUUUGGAAGAAGUCAGAAUGAUUGACAGACAUGGUCAAAGUUUACAUCUCCAAUCGACACGACACGACGGCCGACUGAUGGUUCAUUUCCUACAAACCCACACUGACGCCAUUAAUGACCAAUUUGUUUUUUGUUGGUUUUUUUGCCAACAUCUUCAGAAAAGAUAGAAACCGGACAUAAAAUGCUGAAUGCUGCUGCUCGCAGUGACGUCACUGCUGUGUUUGAAAUGUCAGCUCUUACACAAACCAGUCAGUACUUUGAACUGUAAAAGUCGAUUGCGGAGGUUUGACAAACUCAUUAGACAUGUCUUCAAUCACAGCGUACUUAUGUAAAUAUUAACUCCAAAAAUCCACUAAAGGACGCAAAAUAGCAAAACAAUGGAGCCACUGUUAAAACUGAAGGCCAACUGUCGACUCACUUUUACGUUCGUAGUGUGCAGACUUGCAGCUGGAUGCCUUAGGAACCUCGGCCUGUGAUUGGCUGUAGAUGGCUGACGUGAAUCCCUAAAUGCAGAGAUUAUCUUUUGUUACGAGGUAUGAUGCAGAAAUGUUCAGCUGGGUUUCAGCUGAGACGUCCGGCAGCUUGUGGCUUGACGUGUUUGAACGCGUGACGAAGAUCUCGUUUCUGUUUAUGGACCAAAACUAUUGCCUGCAUUUUUGUUGCAUUUAUUGCACAACGUAUUUUUAAAAUGAUGUUCAUAUUUUUGGACCACAGUUACACACAGCACUUAGGUUAAGGCGACAUUGUAGUUUAUCUUGUAAUCAUGUUAUGCAUCUCAGUCGUCGUGUUUCACAUUAACCAUCGCCAGGAUGUUUGUGGCCGCUGUCUUCCUGGAUUUCAAACAGCCAGUUCUCACAAAGUAACUACUGAAUCCCUCAAAUACUUUAAUGUUGCCCAAAAAUAUAAUGAUGAGGAGCGGCUAUGACCAAACACAUUGUUGAACAGGUAAUUACAAAUCCAAAUCUUACAAAUGUUGUUGGUUUUCAUAUUCACAAAGUGCCCUUCUGGAUCAGUCGACUUCCUGCAGACUGAUUCAGUCGUUGUGAACUUGCUGCAACAGGAAGUGAUGUCAUAGGUGCUGGAUGAUGAUAUGGAGAUGUUGGUGAGGUAUAGCUAAGCCAGAAACACACCAGAUGUGUUGCACUUGUGUGGUGGCUGUGGAGCGUCUUGAUUUUCGUUUCGGUGUAGAUGUUAACAGGUUUCAAUGUGCACGCCGUCUGCAUAAAGGAAGCAUCCUGAAUGUGUUUCACAUCACGGCUGUCAUACCUCUGUAGAGAUUUGGGACGGCACUGAUUUUUUUUUGUGAAAAGAUAGUCUUCAGAUCAUUUCUGUCAUUUUGACAUUAUUCUGCUAACACUAAAUAAUGAACAUCUUGUAUUGCCAUUUCUAUGUCUGGAGAUAAGAUCACAGAUAUGAAAAAUAUAGGUAGAAUUAAAAAAAAAAUCAUUUCACUGAUUGGGAAAAACUCACAUCUGUUAUCUGGUUAUGAUCAACUAAACUCACAAAUACCUCUGUGACCCCCAAGACAUAAAAAGAAAAAGCUCUUGGGUCAGAUGGAAAGCCUAUAUGUAUUUAUACACUUAUGUUUCUGUAUUAUAACAUGUUGAACACGACGUGUGCUUCGAGGGAGGUGCUGUCACGUGACCAGUGGUAUGUUGUGCGCUGGUUUAAACAAAUAAACAAAAAACAGCUGAUUAGCGCUCUGUAAAAUCAGUUCCAAAAAAAAAAAAACAGCUAUUCUACAGAAGAUGGAUGUGGGGGCGAAAGCCAUUAUCAGAGACAAAUGAUGUGGGAAGACUGAGCUGUCUCGACCAGCAACACUACAAAAACACUGCUAGUGUGAAUACAUAGAUGCGACAGCUCAAAUUCUACGUGCAUACAACACAUCUGGUGUAAAACAAGUGUUACCUGUGCCUUAUUAUUGUGGAACGCACAAGAAACCUGCUGUGGUGUUCCACCAAUGAGAAAGACAACCAUCCUUUCUCUUUCAUUUGGACAUCAACAUAAAACGAACUACUCUGUAAUGUGGGCGCUAGCCUGGAUUAUUUAUGCAUCAAAGUUUAAAGGAUUAGCCAACAAGGAAUCCACAACCGUGUGAAACAGAAAAUUAUGCAGAUUAUGAAAUCUGUCAGAAGAACCUCAAAAUAAAACCUGUUGAGAGUUCUCAAAGCAUACUGCAGGAAUUAUUUAAAAUAAAUCAUUAUAAGGUUUUUCUUUUUUAACAAUAUAACUUUCUCAUUGAUUUUCUUUAAUGAAUAUUUACCAGCUGUAGCCAGUGUGACUUGUGUUUAUGUCUAAACUAGAAGGUUCACACUGAGAGUGCUCAUACAUCUGCCAAGGUCAUAAAGUAACACAACAGGGGUUUGUCAUCAGCAUAUGGGUAUAUGUUUGUGAUGUCAUAAGGCAAGUUCUAAAAUACCUGGAAGGACCUGAAAAGGAAAUAUAUCUCACUGUUGAAGAAUUGAGAAACUUUCAACAAAUACAUUGAAUUAAAUCAGAUUUACUGUUUUCUUGUUAAUCUGAGACAGCCAAAAUUGUGUUGUUAAACUGGGUUACAAACAUCAAAUACAGUUACAGUUUUUGUGAAACAUAGUGAGACAUUAUUCUCACUCUGGUUCAUGUGUGAUCAGAAAACAUCCUGUCACGUUGACUCUGAGGCAUUUGCUUGUGUUUUAAUUCUGCUUUUCUCAGAAAUGUUAGAGGAAAAUCUUGUGACGUUGUAGGUGUCGCCAGUGUGAUCUCACUGACUGGGGUCAUGUGGAGCAGAGCCUUUAACGCAGGACGUGUUUGGGUUCUGUAGGUUGUCUGAGCAGAAGGUGGCUUUUCAAGUUUAUCGGGCUCACUGUGGUGGUAAACAUUAAGGGGCCUGUCUCUGUUAAUAGCACAGGGUUUAAAGUCGAUAGCAUGAGGUAAUUUUGGGCAUGUCCAGCUCCACUUUGCUAUUUAUGCAGUGCAUAAUCUGAGCACAAAGUACAGUGCAUGGCACAAAGGCGCGUUUGCAUUCUGCUGCGUCACGAUAGCAGUACACCAGCGCUGCACCUGACUGUGCCUCAUUUUAACACCAACACGCUCAUGAGUUCACAGAGGAGUGCAUGUAAAAAAAAACUUGCUCUUUAAAGAACGUGAGUGCAGGGAGUGAAAACUGUCGAUUGGAAACAAGCAACGAAACCUGUGCAGUUUUCUGCCAGGUGGAAGAGCAUCCGAAAUGUGGAAGAAGCUGCAUUAGUCGUACAGAUGCAACAUUAGUACGUAUUUACUGUUUAAAUGUACGUAUUUCAAGUCCGCGUUACUCAGCAGUUUGUCUAGUGUUCAAGGUUUCCAGUUCAUUUCAAGUGCCCGAUGGUUGUGUAUAACGUUUUGUACAUUGUUCACUUCACACUUGUUUUACUGCACCUUCUGUCUGUUAUCAUCAAAUCAAACGCUGAGACGUAUCUGCAGACGUCCUUCGACAGGUCUGAGGUCUGCUGUUAAAUGGCAAAAUGUUCAUGUCCAGCAUAAGAUUUAAUCACCACCACCCCUGCCAUGGGCUCAUAUUCAGAGGAAAUGUUUAGUCAUCGUAAAUUGAACAACGUACUGGUUUCACUUUGCAGCCACCGACUCUGUAACACUUUUUGCUUCACAUUGUCAUUUUUUUCCCUGCAUAAAUCAUUUGCUUCAAUGCGUCUUGUGUCUCUCCUGUGAAACUGCACAGAGGACGUUUUUCUGCGGUGCAACAUUCAGUACUUUGGGGGGGUGAUAGGGGGGUCACAUUUGUCAUCUAAUCUAUGGGCAGAAAGUUAGUAGCGUAAUCCUUCAAACCCGGUGUGACUACACUGAGUCCAGAGGGUUCACUUUGACUGGCCUUAACUGGCAGGUCGUGGGCUCAGUGUCCAUCUGUCUGACGGGUCAUCACUUGAUAGAUUUUAAACCCCUGAUUAAAGCAAGCCUUUUUUCACAGUUGGGCUGUGUCCUCUGUAGUGUUCAGGCUGAUCAUAAAUGUCUUCCAUUAUCACACACUUAUGACCAAAGGUGACACACCGUGGAUUCACGCCCUAACUUUGUUUAGACACAGACGGCUCCGGCUGAACAAACAGUCUGAAGGUGGCGUCAUUUCACAACAAGUAUUAUUUUGAAAUAAGUGACAUAUCUUUGUUUUUUCUCAUCAAACGUGUGUGAUUAACGGUGACAUUUAAAGUGACAUAUUUUGUUUUAGUUUGGAAAACCUGUUUUAGUGCCCUAUGUCACAUGAUCCUGGGAGAACUCCCAGAAUUCAUUCUGUUUGAAGAGUUCCGUCAUCAAUCACAUUUCAUCCAGUACAAACCAAAAAUGUUGGACCAAAGACUCUCAGAAUGGUAUUUUUUCCCUUGUUUGUGUUGUUGUUCUGGAGAAGUCAAAUUAUUUGUGUUCACAUGUAUAGACUUGGAGAUCUGAUGCUGCGCUUCACUCACCGUUUUUUACUCUUAGUAUUAGUAUUCAGGAUGUAGACUGUUAGCUGCUACAAUUACUACAUUAUUGGAAUGCGCUAAUCAUUUCAGCACAGCUGGAACGCCGUACGGAGAAUGUUCCACAUCAAUGUUUAGGUUUGUUUUUAGAGAACACUUUUCGUUUGAAAGUGUUGCGUGAUGACGAACAAGAAGCACAAUAAUGUCAGUGUUAAUGUGUACAGUAUGUAAGUGUUCUUUCCUCUGGUGCUGUGGCGUGUCUGACUGUCCGUGUGUCACACUGGCUCAGCAGAUGCAUCAGGCGGAAUCACUGCAUGACACAAUUCCUCGCUUUGUGAUGAAAGCGCGCAACUGGCACUGACUCUACUUUCACUCUCGCUUGAUUCUUUGAAUGUGAUCCGUCUCUGCGAGCAAACACAAGAGCGGCCGUUAACGACGGCGUCCCUCCACCGUGCAGAGACAAAGCAAACGACUUUUUGUGUGAGCCUGAAUCAUCAUAUCCUCCCUUUAAUCUAUGCAGUUACUUUUUGCUCAGCUGCGCUGUGAGUGCACGUUGGUUAUUGUCGCAAUCUUUGUCCUGUCCGACACAUCAUUUAACUGCUAAAUGACAUCGAUAUUCCUCAUUAAAACUGUUGUUUGCUUUACCCACAGAGAACCAGCGGUCGGACCUGAACGUAGAUAUAGUCGGUUUUUAAUAAGUGCCUGAGAAUAUAAAGUUUACUCAGAUUCCCGCUGGUGUUUCUCUGAGAAGACUGUUAUUUCCAACUUCAGCGUUAAGUUACUUUGAAGCUGUUUAUCAUGUUUUCCAGCUGUAAAUAAGCAUUAAUGCCCUGAUUCUGAUUUUCGUUUUACUUCCAGACUGUAAACAUGCUGCAUUUUGUCGUUGCUGUACAAUCAGUUUAUGCAACAGCAUUUUUUUAACAUUCAUCUCACAGGCUCUAGUAUUACUGUAAUAGUCAUUUAAUGUUCUUAAUUCAGUUUGGUUUUUUUUCAUUUCAAAUUUUCAAAUAACCAGUUUGCAAUUGUUUGUUUAAUGAACAAAUUAAGUUAGUAUUAAUUUAAAUGUUUUGUUAAAUAAAAUAAUGUUAAACAUUUCAAGGUU